This is a messenger RNA of Auanema sp. JU1783, 1020 nucleotides long. Lineage: Eukaryota; Metazoa; Nematoda; Chromadorea; Rhabditida; Rhabditidae. The record is from the annotation of a GenBank genome assembly.
AUGGAUGGAUUAGGCUUGCCUGGGCUUCCAGGGAUGUCAGGCAUACAUGGCCUUCCCGGUUCAGCCCUUAAUGGCUUCCCAAACGUUAUCCAACAGAUGCAGCAAAUGCCACAAGCCUUGACUGUAGCAGAUUUCUGUGAAGAAGCUGAUGACUAUGAAGAUGGAAAUGAAGUUCCAGACAUCCAGAUGGUAACGAAGAAAAACAAUAUUCUGCCUCUUUGGGGUAAUCAAAACACAAUGAAUCUCAAUGCUUUGGUCUUGGAAAAUGUUCGAGAAAGUUAUUAUUAUAAAAACCAUUUGAUCGAAAUUGAUAAUUUCCAGCAAUUACAGGAUGAAAUCUUCUACAAGGUGAAGCAUAUGGAACCUUGGGAAAAGGGUACCAGAAAAGUCCAGGGUAUGACUGGAAUGUGCGGAGGAGUGAGAGGUGUCGGAGCUGGAGGUGUUGUCAGCUCAGCGUAUUGUCUGUUAUAUAGACUUUUUAAUAUUAAGUUAACCAGACGUCAUGUUAUAACGAUGAUUAACAGUAGUGUAUCGCCUUACAUCAGAGGGUUAGGCUUUAUGUAUAUUAGAUAUACUCAACCUCCUGCAGAUUUAUGGGCUUGGUUUGAACCAUAUUUGGAUGAUGAAGAAGAAGUUGAUCCAAAGUCUGGAACUGGAGAUCCAAUGACUUUUGCCCAGAUUGUCAAAUUAAUGCUGACUAAAUUGGAUUGGUAUGGCACACUCUUCCCACGUAUCCCUGUCCCUAUCCAGAAAGAGAUCGAUGAAAAGUUUGCUGAAAAGAAACGAGAUCUCCUUCAACAUGCUCGAGAAAGAGAGGAACGAAAACGAGGAUACGAGAGACCUGAAGCUAAAAUUGAUCGGCUCCGCGAAGAGACUGUUGAGAAAAAAUCCAAAUUAUCAAGAUGUGGUCAUCACCUGAGACACCACCAUUGUCGUAAACAUAGAAAGAAAUGUCCGGCUAAAGCUAAAGAAAAAAGACUCGCUGAAGAAGCCAAAAAGAAAGAGGAGGAAAACAAGUAA